AGGAUUUGGAGUGCAGUCCAGGUCUUCCAGUGGGGGCCCUGAAAGGGGACGGCUUUGAAAGGCAGCCGCUCACAAGAAAGUAAGAAGGAGGAGUUUGUUCCAGUACCUGACAGGCUGCUUUGUGCAUCAGGCGCUGUGAGGCAGGGAGGAGAAUUUUCCAGCAUUAUGGAGAAGGAUCCAGAAGAUGAAGAAAAUAUCUCUGGCCAUCCAAGCUAAGUGCAGUCCAACAUGUGAGGGACGGAGUCCCUGGCUAGGAGUCUGCAGACUUGGCUUUGUGAGCUGCAGAGAUUUAUAACUGAAUGCAGGGGUCUUUCACGGUUGGAACGCAAAACUCAAGCCUGAGCAUGAUGAACUGUUGGCUUUCUCGAGCUCCUGCGAACAGACAAGCAGUGGAUUGGAAUAAAUAUGACGACCGGUUGAUGAAAGCUGCCGAAAGGGGGGAUGUGGAGAAAGUAUCUUCAAUUCUGGCCAAAAAGGGUGUCAAUCCAGGCAAGCUAGAUGUGGAAGGCAGAUCUGUCUUCCAUGUUGUGGCCUCCAAAGGGAACCUGGAGUGUCUGAAUGCCAUCCUUAUUCAUGGAGUUGAUAUUGCAACCAGUGACACUGCGGGGAGAAAUGCUCUCCACCUGGCUGCUAAGUAUGGACAUGCAUUGUGCCUGCAAAAGCUUCUUCAGUACAACUGUCCCACUGAGCACAUGGAUCUACAGGGAAGAACCGCACUUCAUGAUGCAGCAAUGGCGGACUGCCCUUCUAGCAUCCAGCUGCUUUGUGACCAUGGGGCCUCUGUGAAUGCCAAAGACAUAGAUGGGCGGACACCACUCGUUCUGGCUACGCAGAUGUGUAGGCCGACGAUAUGUCAACUGCUGAUAGACAGAGGGGCAGAUAUUAAUUCCAGAGACAAACAAAACAGAACUGCUCUCAUGCUGGGUUGUGAGUAUGGUUGCAAAGAUGCCGUGGAAGUCUUGGUUAAAAAUGGUGCUGAUGUGACCUUGCUGGAUGCCCUUGGCCAUGACAGUUCUUACUAUGCAAGAAUCGGUGACAACCUGGACAUCCUAACCUUGCUGAAGACCGCGUCAGAAAACACCAGCAAAGGGAGAGAACUUUGGAGGAAAGCACCAUCUUUGCAACAGCGGAAUUUGCACAUUCAAGAAGAAGGAACCAUGAAGUCAAAUCAGAGGGAGCAUCAAAACUAUCAGGAUCUGGAGAUUGAAAAUGAAGAUUUGAAGGAAAGGUUGAGAAAAAUUCAGCAAGAACAAAGAAUAUUAGUGGAUAAAGUCAAUGGUUUACAGUUACAGCUGAAUGAGGAAGUGAUGGUGGCUGACGAUCUAGAAAGUGAGAGAGAAAAACUGAAAUCUCUUUUGGCAGCCAAAGAAAAGCAACAUGAAGAAAGCUUAAGAACUCUUGAGGCUCUGAAAAACAGAUUUAAAUAUUUUGAGAGUGACCAUUUAGGAUCUGGAAGUCACUUCAGUAAUAGAAAAGAGGACAUCCUUCUUAAACAAGGUCAAAUGUAUGUGACGGACUCACAGUGCGCUUCCCCGGGCAUGCCAGCUCAUAUGCAAAGCAGGUCUAUGUUAAGACCAUUGGAGCUCUCUUUACCCAGUCAGACCUCAUAUUCCGAAAAUGAAAUUCUAAAGAAAGAAUUAGAAGCAAUGCGAACUUUCUGUGACUCAGCGAAACAAGACCGCCUGAAACUCCAGAAUGAAUUGGCUCACAAAGUAGCAGAGUGCAAAGCCUUGGCCUUGGAGUGUGAACGUGUCAAGGAGGACUCGGAUGAACAGAUAAAGCAGCUGGAAGAUGCCUUAAAAGAUGUGCAGAAAAGGAUGUAUGAGUCGGAAGGGAAAGUCAAACAGAUGCAGACCCACUUCCUCGCCCUGAAGGAGCACCUGACGAGCGAAGCGGCCGCAGGGAGCCACCGACUCGCCGAGGAACUGAAGGAGCAGUUGAAAGAUAUGAAAGCAAAGUACGAAGGUGCUUUGGCAGAGGUGGGGAAGCUUAGAAACCAGCUCAAACAGAAUGAGAUGCUGGUAGAAGGGUUCAAGAGAGACGAAGGCAGGCUGGUGGAAGAGAACAAGAGAUUGCAACAGGAAUGCAGCACGUGCGAGAUGGAGCGAGAGAGGAGAGGGCGAACGGUCACGGAGAUGGAGGGCCAGCUAAAAGAGUUGUUGGCAAAGCUGGCCCUCUCCACUCCGACGGAGAAAUUCGAAAGCAUGAAGACUUUAUUAUCUAAUGAAGUCAACGAGAAAGCGAACAAGAUAGUGGUGAUGGAAAGAGAAUAUGAAAAAUCGCUUGGUGAGAUUCGACAGCUGAAGAGGGAGCUCGAGAAUGUUCGGGCCAAGCUCACUCAGCAUGUCAGGCCAGAGGAACAUGAACAACUCAGGAACAGAUUGGAGCAGAGGUCAGCAGAGCUAGGGAGGAAGGUCACCGAGCUGACCCUAAAAAAUCAGACCCUACAGAAGGAAAUGGAAAAGGUCCAACUAGACAACAAACUGCUCACCCAGCAGGUGCAUAACCUCACUACAGACAUGAAAACGCACUAUGUCCCUAUCAAAGUCAGGGAAGAAAUGAAGAGGUCACAUGAAGCCAGCCUUGAGGACUUGAAUAAAAAGCUUUCGGAUGUAACACAGCGUUACGCUGAGAAGAAACUGGAAACGGAGAGGCUUCUGGUAGAGAACGACAGGUUAAAUAAGAAUGUCAGCCGCCUGGAAGCUGGGUUUGUAGCUCCUGAAAAGGAGAUCAUGGCUCUGAAAUCCAGUAUCGUUGAACUCAAAAAGCAGCUAUCUGAACUUAAUAACAAACAUGGUGAGGAGCAGGAGAAAAUCCAGGCGCUCAUGUCUGAAAACACUACCUUGAAAAAGAGUCUGGGAAGCCAGUAUGUGCCCAUCAAAACCCACGAGGAGAUGAAGGCUUCCCUGAACAGCACCAUAGAUAAAACUAACAGAGAGAUGCUCAACCUGAAGAAGCAGGUGGAAGACGUGAGUCAGGAAUGUGUCAGAAUAAGAGAUGAGAAUGAGGUGUUGAAGAGGAACUUGGAGAAUACCCAGAACCAGAUGAAGGCGGACUAUGUGAGCCUCGAGGAACACUCGGGUAAGCUGAGCAAGGCUAAUCAGUGCCUGAAGGAGGCACAGGACGCGAAGGCCACCAUCCUAGCUGACUACCACCGCAGCCAGGAGGAGAUCCUGACCCUGCACGCUGAAAUUAAGGCCCAGAAGAAGGAGCUGGACACAAUCCAAGAAUGCAUCAAGCUGAAAUACACCCCCCUGGUGCGCCUGAAAGAAUGUGAGGAGAAGUUCAAAGUCACAGAGAAAGAACUGAAGGAGCAGCUGUCAGAACAGACCCUCAAGUGUCGUGUUGCAGACGAAGAGGUGAAGAAGAGCAAGCGGGACAACGAGAGGCUGAAGAAGGAGCUUGCCACCCUUCAGAAAGAGUUAGAGGAGAAGAACAUUCUAGUGGAGAGCUACCGGGAGAAGGAAAGAACGCUGAGCAGGAAAGCGGACGAGUUCAGCCAACAGCUGAAGGCCCUGUCCCAGAAAUACACAGACUUGCAGAAUGAGAAAGAGAAGCUGGUGGAAGAAAAGGCCAAGCACACCUCUGACAUCCUCGCAGCCCAGAGUCUCUGGCAAAAACAGCAUGUCCCGCUGGAACAGGUGGAGGCUCUGAAAACGUCUCUCAAUGGCACCAUCGAGGACUUAAAGGAAGAAGUGAGGAACGUGCAGUGGUCUUACGAGAAAGAGCAGCAGACAGUGAGCAGGCUUCAGCAACUGCUGGAGACUCAGAAGAGCUCCUCCGUGCCCCUGGCCGAUCACCUGCAGGUUAAAGAAGCCUUCGAGAAAGAGGUGGGGAUCAUGAAAGCCAGCCUGAGAGAAAAGGAAGAGGAAAGCCGGAACAAAACCGAAGAGGUCUCCAAACUGCAGACUGAGGUUCAGAGCACCAGGCAGGCGCUGAAGAAACUAGAGACCAGAGAGGUCGUCGAGUUGUCAAAGUAUAAAGCCAGGAAGGAUGAUUUAGAGACCCAGAUUUCCAGCUUAAAUGAGAAACUGGCCAAUCUGAAUAGGAAAUACGAUGAGGUGUGUGAGGAGGUUUCACAGGCCCAAAAGCAAGACAAGAAGGAAUUAUCCCAUCUCAACAUCGAGCAGGAGAUCCAGGACCAGAAGGCACGGUGUGACAAGUCCCUCACCACCAUCAUGGAACUGCAGCAGCGAAUACAGGAGUCCGCUCAGCAGAUCGAAGCGAAGGACAACAAGAUAACUGAACUGCUUAAUGACGUAGAAAGACUAAAGCUGGCACUCAACGGUCUUUCCCAGCUCACAUACACCAGUGACAGUACAACCAAGCGGCAGAGCCAGCUGGUUGACACCCUACAGCACCAAGUGAAGACUCUGCAGCAGCAACUGGCUGAUGGUGACAGACAACACCAGAAGAUCAUUGCUAUCUACAGGACUCACCUGCUCAGUGCCGCUCAGGGUCACAUGGAUGAAGAUGUUCAGGCGGCCUUACUUCAGAUCAUACAGAUGCGACAGGGCCUGGUGUGCUAGUCAGAGCCCUCCUGCAGUCUUUGGCUUUGUCCUGCUGGUGCUGAGCAUUCUGGGUGCAACUCCGUGGCUCUUAUGGGCCUUGCUCUGAGAGUAUAAUUAAAAUAAAAUAUAUUUUGUUCCAUUGUA
This is a messenger RNA of Nannospalax galili (Upper Galilee mountains blind mole rat), 4655 nucleotides long. RefSeq names its product uveal autoantigen with coiled-coil domains and ankyrin repeats (gene Uaca). The coding region runs from base 300 to 4529 and encodes 1409 amino acids. The record is from RefSeq and is a predicted model, not a curated record. The transcript has 19 exons. Lineage: Eukaryota; Metazoa; Chordata; Mammalia; Rodentia; Spalacidae. Gene Ontology annotation, molecular function: actin binding.